AUGGAGACUGUGGACACGUCGGAACGCCUGACCAGGUUAAGGCAGUUGAUGCAGGAGCGUAAAGUGGAUGUUUACAUUGUUCCCUCGGAAGAUAGUCAUCAGUCCGAAUACAUUGCUCCAUGUGACGGCCGUCGAGAAUUUAUCUCGGGCUUCUCCGGAUCGGCAGGAACUGCCAUCAUUUCCAUGACCAAGGCGGCACUAUCGACAGAUGGCCGUUACUUCAACCAGGCUUCGAAGCAGCUUGACAGCAAUUGGGCGCUUCUGAAGCGGGGCGUUGAGGGAUUCCCGACCUGGCAGGAAUGGACUACAGAACAAGCAGAGGGAGGAAAGGUCGUUGGAGUCGAUCCAGCUCUGGUUACACCUGCGGGCGCCCGUAGUCUUUCAGAGACUCUCAAGAAGAAUGGCUCAUCACUCGUGGGCGUCGAACAGAACCUGGUUGAUCUGGUCUGGGGUAAAGACCGACCGGCUCCUCCAAGGGAAGCGGUGAGAGUGCACCCUGCGCAGUAUGCGGGCAAGAGCUUCCAGGAGAAAAUCAGCGACCUGCGCAAGGAGUUGGAAAACAAGAAGGCGGCUGGCAUUGUUAUCUCGAUGCUCGAUGAGAUUGCGUGGCUGUUCAACCUGAGAGGCACCGAUAUCCCAUACAACCCAGUGUUCUUCUCAUACGCCCUCAUAACCCCUACUACCGUCGAUCUCUAUGUUGACGAGGACAAGUUAACGCCGGAAGUGAAAGCUCAUCUAGGCCAGGAUGUCGUCAUCAAGCCGUAUGACUCUAUCUUCGCAGAUGCUAAAGCCCUUAGCGAGGCGCGAAAGCAGGAUGCGACGGGAGCAGCCCCCAAGUUCCUACUGUCCAACAAGGCUUCAUGGGCUCUCAGCCUUAGCCUGGGAGGUGAAGAGCAGGUUGAGGAGGUCCGCAGCCCUAUUGCUGAUGCUAAAGCCAUCAAGAACGAUGUGGAACUUGCGGGAAUGCGCUCUUGCCAUGUUCGUGAUGGUGCGGCCUUGAUCGAGUACUUCGCUUGGCUCGAGAACGAGUUGAUCAACAAGAAAACAACCUUGGAUGAGGUUGAUGCGGCAGACAAGCUGGAACAGAUCAGGUCCAAGCAUGAUCUGUACGCUGGCUUGUCCUUCGAUACUAUCUCUUCCACAGGCCCGAAUGGAGCAGUCAUCCAUUAUAAGCCAGAGAAAGGAAGUUGUUCCAUUAUCGAUCCAACAGCCAUUUACCUCUGCGAUUCGGGUGCCCAGUAUCUGGAUGGCACCACUGAUGUAACUCGGACGUUCCAUUUCGGAAACCCCACCGAUUUGGAGAAGAAAGCUUUCACACUGGUGCUCAAAGGUCUCAUUUCCAUUGACACUGCUGUUUUCCCCAAGGGCACCAGUGGAUUUGCGCUUGAUGCUCUCGCUAGACAAUUUUUGUGGAAGGAAGGCCUCGACUACCUCCACGGUACAGGCCACGGAAUCGGCUCUUAUCUGAAUGUGCACGAGGGACCCAUGGGUAUUGGUACCCGUGUGCAGUAUACUGAGGUCCCUAUCGCUGCGGGCAAUGUUAUUUCUGACGAACCUGGAUUCUAUGAAGAUGGAAAGUUCGGCAUUCGCAUUGAGAAUGUUAUCAUGGCGCGCGAAGUGCAAACGACUCAUAAGUUCGGUGAGAAACCAUGGCUGGGCUUCGAGCACGUCACCACGGCUCCGCUGGGCCGUAACCUGAUCAACGCAACCCUUCUCAGUGAGGAUGAACUCAAAUGGGUGAAUGAAUAUCAUGCAGAGGUGUGGGAGAAGACUCACCGCUUCUUCGAAAACGACGACUACACACGCAGUUGGCUCCAGCGCGAGACUCAGCCUAUAUCCAAAUAG
This is a messenger RNA of Aspergillus niger, 1845 nucleotides long. RefSeq lists its product as uncharacterized. Bases 1 to 1845 code for a protein of 614 amino acids. Lineage: Eukaryota; Fungi; Ascomycota; Eurotiomycetes; Eurotiales; Aspergillaceae. The record is from RefSeq and is a predicted model, not a curated record. The transcript is spliced from 10 exons. Gene Ontology annotation, molecular function: metalloaminopeptidase activity.